AUCUGUCUGAAGACUUUGAUCAUCAUGGCUAAAUCUGAAACUCCUCUCAUCAACUUGUGUUACCAAGAUGGCAGCGAGGGAAGUCCCUCCAACCCUACCAAGUUCAAAAAUCAAGACUUUGCUAAGCUCAAAGAUUACUGCCUCCGUAGAGGACGAUUGUUUGUGGACGACGAGUUCCCCCCUGACAGUAGUUCUUUGGGUGACCUGCCUGAUGUGAAAGAUGUGAAAUGGCUUCGACCAAGAGAGUUAUUGAGAGAACAAAAUAACAAUGAUAAGCCGGCUUUCUGUGUGGACGGAGCCUCACGAUUUGAUUUUGGUCAAGGCCAAGUGGGUAACUGCUGGUUUGUGGCCACAAUAUCCGCACUGACGUUCCAAAAAGAUCUGAUGGCACAAGUUGUGCCUAUGGAGCAAUCCUUCAGAAAUUAUGCAGGAAUAUUUCACUUCAGGUUCUGGAGGUUUGGAAAGUGGGUAGAUGUUGUCAUUGAUGAUUAUCUGCCAACAAUUAAUAAGGAGUUACUGUCUCUGAGGUCAAAAUGUGGACAUGAGUUCUGGGCUCCUCUGCUGGAGAAAGCAUAUGCCAAAGUUUGUGGUUCAUAUGCAGACAUGGAUGCUGGGUAUCCAUCAGAGGCCUGCAAAGAUUUCACUGGAGGUGUGAUCCAGACUUACAAACUCAAGGAGCCCAACUCACCAGAUCAUGGGGAGAUUUGGCUCACACUAAGAAGAGCCAUUGUCUGCAAAUCACUGAUUUGCUGUUGGACUGUACCCAAAGAGGAUACUGCGGGCAAUCCUGUCUCUGUCAGUGGUUUGGUGUUUGGGCAUGCCUACUCUGUCACAGGUGUCACUGAGGUGGAAUUAAACGGCUCCAGAGUCAGGCUGGUGCGAGUCAUGAAUCCAUGGGGUGAACUGGAGUGGAACGGAAAGUGGAGUGACAAGUCAGAUUUGUGGAACAAAGUGAGGCCAGAAGUUUGGAAAAAGUGUUUUAACCGUGAGGAUGGAGAGUUCUGGAUGCAAUUGGAGGACUUCUGGUACUAUUUUGGUUAUUUAUCCAUCUGCUGUGAGACCCCUAACUUUACUGAUGGUGACUUCACAUGUCAGUGGAAAUGUGUGGAUUAUGAAGGCAGCUGGGUAGCAGGGAGAUCUGCAGGUGGUCCCAUAAAUAACUCUACCUUUGCAUCAAACCCUCAGUAUCGCAUCCAGGUGAGUGUUCUAGACAAGGAGGAGCCAGAGGACACAAACAUCUUGAUCUCCCUGAUGGAGAAACCUCAGCAGAGGUGCCGCAACGAGAUACGUCUCUACCCAGUUAGACUUGCUAUAUAUAAGAUCCCACCAGGGACUCCACAAGGACGCCUGGACGACUCUUUCUUUCACAGGAACAGGCCUGUGAAGGCACAGCGGUCUCAUGGAUUGGCGAGAGAGCUGAUUGAACUACACAGUCUGGAACCUGGAGAGUAUGUGAUCAUCCCGUUCACCAAGGAACCCAACAAGACUGCAGACUUUGUUCUCACUGUCUACACCAAAGCUGAUACCGAGAUCAGGUAA
Archocentrus centrarchus (flier cichlid) is the source of this 1539-nucleotide messenger RNA. Its product is annotated as calpain-2 catalytic subunit-like. Gene Ontology annotation, biological process: proteolysis. Lineage: Eukaryota; Metazoa; Chordata; Actinopteri; Cichliformes; Cichlidae. Gene Ontology annotation, cellular component: cytoplasm. Bases 25 to 1539 code for a protein of 504 amino acids. Gene Ontology annotation, molecular function: calcium-dependent cysteine-type endopeptidase activity. The record is from RefSeq and is a predicted model, not a curated record. The transcript has 12 exons.